Messenger RNA from Cladocopium goreaui, 7167 nucleotides. Lineage: Eukaryota; Dinophyceae; Suessiales; Symbiodiniaceae. The record is from the annotation of a GenBank genome assembly.
AUGGGUGACAAAGACAAGGAAUUUCGAUGUGGCUGGGAUGGCGACAUCAGUACCUUCCCAGACUAUGUGCGCCGGGUGAGGUUGAUCUUCGAAAAGACGAGACGGAGGCGCCGCAAACACCUUGGCCCCGAUCUCGUGGCCCAAUUGACAGGCCGUGCAUGGGUCAUUACCCAGGAGAUCGACCACAUCAAGCUGACUCAGCCUGAUGGUGCUCGGUACCUCGUGGACUUCUUGGAGGAGAAGCUCGCCCGAGUACCAGUACCUGACGCAGGUGUUCGUGCAGAAGAACUUUUAGUUCGUCUUCGCCGACCACCUGGGAUGACGAUGGCUACCUGGUGCGCAACUGUCAGGGAGUCCUACAGGAAGUUGCAAAGGGCUCUCAAGAGGGCGAGGCCGGCAUCACAAGCGCCGACUAGCCCAGGCCGUGAGAGCUCAAUGGUUCCUUCGCCCUCCACUUUGCGAAGGGAUGGGCAAACUCUUGGGACCCCGACACCUGGCUCUUCAGCGACUUCACCUUCGAGGCGAUCCCGCAGAGCUUCAGCUGGCACAGUGCCAGAACCAGAGCAGAUGCCGACUCCAGAACGUCAGGCACAAGCUGCUUCAGCAGAACCUCAUGGAGAUGGAGCAGAAGAUGAAGAAGAAGUUGAAGAGUUUGGAGAAGACCCCAUCACCGGGGAAACGUCCUUCCAACGUGGCGUUGCGAAGGGCAUGGGAAAAAGGUUUGAAUCGCCCUCCAAGUCGCGCUCUGGAAAGCGCAAAGCCGCAGAAGACUCCAGUUCGUCUUCUGAUGGUGGCACUGCUUGGCAUAUGAAGCAGUGGUCUGAGAUGGACUCCGGCCUUCCAGAAGUUCUUCCUACAGAACUGCUGGGUUGGUUGAUGUUGAGGCGCUGCAACCUCACAGCUCAACAAAGGCUCAACAUCUUGAGCACCACCGGCAACUCGCUGAAGGCGGAGGACAUCGAGAAUGCGCUGAGAGGUGCCGAAGAUGAACUACGAGUUCAAGAAGAUGCCAAAGGAAAGGGCAAGGGUGGCAGAUCCAUCAACCGCCCAAACUUUUGGAUCGAAGAAGGUGGAGAAUGGGGAUUGCUAGCUGCAGAUGAAGCUGAAUUCCUGGAAGGAAGUCUGGAUGAUGUCCACUGGGUCGGCAAAGACAUUGCCACCAUCUAUGGGGCUACAUCGACUUCACCGCCUUCGACGACCUCAAGCCAUCCUAUGCCUGCUGAGCCCAAAUGGACUUCAGUUUCAAAUGGGUACUGGUUCCAAGAUGAGUGGGGCCAAUUCACCUUCUGGUCACAGCAUCAAGAUGGCGAGUACUACACCAUGGACGACGACGGCGUCUACUGGACAUGGCCUGAGUUCAUGGAGGAGGCUGCAUGGUGGAGUGCCUCGCCGGAGCAGCAGAAGGAGAUCAAUGACGCCUUCGCUGCCUACGACCAGAAGAUCCGCUCUUUCAUGGAAUCCCGUGAGCUGCUGCGCAACAAGGGCGCCAGCAGAGGAUACUACAAAGGUGGCAAGCCUUUUGGAAAAGGCAAAGGCAAAGGCUUGGGAAAAGGGAAGUCCAAGCCAUCUUCAUCGGCUGGACAGACGUUCUUCCAGAACCAGCCGAGUGAUGUGCUUGCAUCUGUUGGCCAGCCUGGCUACACUGGAUGCUUUGUGUGCGGAAGCAAGUCUCAUGACUUCCGCUCUUGCCCUCAGCGCGGUGGAAAAGGGAAACCUUCGACCGCCAAGGGUGGAAUCUACAUGGUGACCGAUGUGGAGGAGACAGCAGCUGUGGCUAUGCCGUCUUCUUCGACCAGGCCUUCAUCGAUCGAAGAUGCCUGGGCUGCUCAUGUGGCGAAUCCAGAUCUCCGUGGACACGCCGUUUUGGACACUGGCGCAACGGAGACAGUGACUUCGCUGGCUGCAUUGGAAGCCAUUCACAGGUUAGGUGCGAUCUUAGACACCAAGCAAGGUUUCUUGGUGAUGAAGACGGUCGACCCGACCCUGGUAGAAAAAGCGUUCAAUGUCGUGAGCUUUGAUGGAGUUUGGAAUGAUUUUGAGAAGGUGAAAGGUAAUGAGAUCGCUGCGACACCGAAAGUGGCUGCGAAACCGGCUGCAAAGCCGAAAACCAAGGUGAGCUGGGACACCAAGUACGAUGCCUCUCGCACCACGGGACCAGAUGUGAGGGACCCCCGCUGCCAAGGAGCUCCGUGCUACGGCAGCCAUGUGACGGCCAAACCCGGCCGCGGGUCACCAUCGGGCAGCAAUGCCCACGGCUCGUGGGAGGCAUGCGAGAAGUGCCUACUGAGGCUGUCAUACACUCCGGCCUUCGGAGCCCAUGCGCUCCAUCGCAAAGCAGGACCAUUACCUUCGGACACAGCCAACAUGGUGUCCAAGGUGGGUCCCAACAAUGCUGGCUACAACGACAAGAUGAAGGACCGCAGCAUUGCCUUGGAUGCAGCGGAAGUGUUAGCAGAGAAGAAGCUGGAGAUGGUGCGUGCCCAGAAAGCCGCUUGGAUGAAACAGCAGAAAGAAGGAAGCCCAAUGACCAAUUCGACAGGAGAUGGGAACAACACCUGGAAGAAAAGCUCGGAGACCAGAGGCGACAGCCGAACAACUGGAGUACGACGGCCGCUCCACACAGUCUUGGAGCGAGGUGGCUGGAACGCCGCCGACAUCGACUCCCUGAAUGAGCUCAACUAUGAGGCAAAGGUUGACCCGAAGUUCCACGUUCAGGACUUUGACAACAAGGCGUUCUUCAAGAAGGACGACAUGGAUGACUAUGACUUCAACAUGGAUGUUGAAGAAGCGUGGAUGACCAACGCAACCUUUGACCAGAUGGAGCCCUGUGAGAAGAAGAUGUUGAACGAGGCCCUGCACUGCCACUAUGAAGAUUUGGAGGAGUGCUUUGUCAACUUGAUAGCUCAUAGCGAUCAACAUCGUCAACUUGACCUUAUGGAGCUUUGCUGUGAAAAGGACAGCCUGCUGUCCACCUACAUGGAGAAAGGUGGAGGCACAGCUUUCAGAGCUGGUCUUUUUGGAACGCAGCUGGCCAUUGCAGCUGUGAGACGCUUGAAGCCGAAGCUUCUUUGGGCCAGUUUUCCAUGUGGGCCGACCUCUCCGAUACAGGCUUUGAAUGAGCUGACGGAAGAGGGGAAACGCAAAAGCCGUGAACGAGUUCGCCGCUCACGGAAGCUUGUGAGAAAUGGGAUCAGAGUUUUGGAAGCUCAGGUUCUUGAAGGAGGACAAAUCGUCCAAGAAUGGCCCAGGUUCAACAAAGCUUGGAAGUUUCCCGAGAUCUUAGAGUUUUGGCAAGCUCUUGGAGUUCGUGAACCUUGGGAAGACGUUUUGUUGGAUGGUUGCUGCUAUGGUCUUCAAGUGCCUGAAGGUUUUCUCAAAAAGCCUUGGUGCCUACGUUGCUCAAAGGUGGGUGUCUUCACCUCGAUGGCAAGACAAUGCCCUGGAGGACAUCAACAUGUACCUACAAUGGGUGGCAAUCGCACCAAGCACUCUGCCCUCUAUACUCCACGGCUAUGCCAAACAGUAUGCCAUGCUUAUCUUCAAGAUCAAAGAGCUGGCGCUGCAUUUGGAGCUUUGGAGAUGGAAGUGGACCGUGAAGGUGCUGAUGGCCGAACUUUGGCCGUUGCGGAAAAGCUCAACUGCAUGGAAUGUUUGGAAGGUCAAAUGACCAAGCCUUCCACCAAAGUGGCAUUGGAGAAAGAAGAAGUGAUUUGGAGGACUUUGCAAAUGGACACCUUCUACUUCAAGUACGGCGACCAAGUCCACCACUUCCUCCUUAUGCUGGAUGAAGCCUCAGGUUUUUCGGUGGUGAAACAGUUCUCAGUUCACAGUGACGAGGACCACCAGAACAUCACCACUGCCGAGACCCUGGAGAUCCUUCAACAGUGCUGGUUUCAGUACUUUGGCAUGCCUCACAGGAUCAGAUGCGAUCUUGAAGGCGCUUUCAGAGGUGAUCUUUUAGAGAUCUUUUGCAAGGAACGCGGAAUAGAACUCACACUAUGUCCUGCAGAACAUCAUGAAUCAAUUGGAGAAGUUGAACGUAGUGUGGGUGAGCUGAAGAAGAAGAUGACCGCUUACUUGCGGAAUGAGGCCGACUCGUCUCCCUCUGAAGCCGCUGCUGAAAUGUGUGGUGCUCACAAUCGCAUUGCACGGAUUGGAGGCUAUGCUCCCAACCAAUGGGCUUUUGGCCGUGAUGUGGAUGAAAGAGAUAACUUGGCUCUUGCAAGUGCUCAGAGCGAUCCCUCAUCUGAGAUGCAUCGCAGUCUUCAACGACGACUACGAGCUGAAGGUCGCUAUCGUGAACUUCAAGCACAAGCCAAGAUUUCUCGAGCCCUCAAUGCAAAGGUCCAGAAAUCCACACAGUUCAUCCCUGGUGACCUGGUCUACUACAAAAGGUUCAAGACCCCAGCAGAUACCCCUGCUCAUGCCUUGCUUGACACGCCUUCUAUGAAAGUGUCAAGGUGGUUUGGACCUGGACGUGUUUUGGCGUCCGAGACCAGAGUUUUGGAUGAAGGAGCGACACGUGCUCCAUCAAAUGUGGUUUGGAUUAUUUCUCAAGGGCGUCUCAAGAAGACCCACUCAAGCCAAUUGCGCCAUGCCAGUGAGCGUGAAAAGCUUAUCGCUGAAGCCACAGAGGCACCAACAUUGCCCUGGACAUUUACUUCCCUGGGACGAACCUUGCAGAAAGGUGAAUAUGAGGACUUGACCAAAGAGCCGCCUCGACGAGGACGACCUCCUGGCUCUCUCAACAAACCAAAGGUCACAAUCUUCAAGCCCAAGCGAGAUGCAACCUCUUCUGCUUCAGCUUCCAGACCUGCAGAUUCACCUGAACCCACUCAGCCUGACAUGGUGGACUCUGAUGAAGAGUUGAUCCCCGCUGAUGAUGAACUACCUCCUGAAGAUCAACGAGAUUCAGAACAAGAUCAACCUUCUGCAGAAGUUCCAGGUGAAGAAAGGCCAGAAGACCUUGAUGUGGAUCGUCUUUUGGAAGAUCCUCGCUACAUGCCUAUGAGAACAAUUGCAGAUGAAGAGCUGAAGAGAAGGAGGACUGAGUUUGCAAACCUCCGGAGAUCUCAUGAGAUGGCUGACCGCCCUUUUCAUGUGAUGAAACAACUUGGAGAUCCCGCUGCUGGACCACCUGCUUCCAAUUUUUGGGUAAUGGACGACUCCGAGAAUGACAUCUUUGGUGUCAUCAUCGACAUGCCCAAGGAUGAGACGGAGUGGAAAAAGGUCCUGAAGAACCCUGCCAAAUUUGCAGCAAAGUCAGUAUCGAAAGGUGCUGAAGUUGCCUGGCACAAACUCAAUGCUACGCAACGUGCUGCGAUGGCUGAGGCAAAGCAGUUGGAAGUUUCCCAAUGGGUGCAGCAGAAAGUUUGCGAGCGUUUCAAAGGGGUUAUUCCACCGAGUCGUUUGAUGAGAACUCGAUGGGUUUUGGUUUUCAAGUCGGUUGAUGAUGAUGAGACAAAGGUGAAGUGCAAAGCACGAAUUGUGCUGCUGGGUUUCACUGACCCUGACCUUGGCAACCUGGAGACCGCCGCCCCAACCUUGAGCCGGCGAUCCCGCCAACUGUGCCUUUCCCUGUCGACUGUGAGACGCUGGAAGACCUACAAAGCUGAUGCCAAAUCUGCGUUUCUACAAGGUCGUCAGACCCAAAAGCACAGGGACAUCUUCAUCACUCCAGUGGCCGAAUUGGCCCAAUCAAUGGGCAUUCCUCCCGGUGAAGGAGCUCGCAUGUUGAAGGCCGCAUAUGGUUUGGUCUCUGCCCCUCGUGAAUGGUUUGGCGAGGUGGAUGAAGUGGCCGCCAAUAAAUGUGCCAUGAAGAGGCUCAAGACAGACCCUUGCAUCUGGAUCAAACAGGAUGCCCGGUCUGGAAGGACCAUUGGCUACUUUGCCAGCCACGUUGAUGACUUCUUGGUGGCCGGCGAGUGGGAGAAUCCAGAAUGGAUCAAGACUGUGGAGCUCUUCAAGCAGGCCUUUGUGUGGAGCCCCUGGGAAGAGCAAUCUUUUGCUCAUUGUGGUGUUGCUCUGGAGCAAAACGCAGAUUACAGUUUCACGUUUAACCACAGCAACUACGUGGAGCAGAUCAACCAGAUCACCAUCAAUGACAAGGUGGACCACAUUUCCCCAGAGGAGAUGACCCAAGCUCGCGCCGUGUUGGGCGCCAUACAAUGGAGAGCAAUUCAAACUGGGCCCCAGCACUCGGCAAAACUUUCUUGGUUGCAGUCCGCAUUGCCCCGAGGCUCUAAGGACAUUUUGCACCAGAUCAACAAGCUCUGCCGAGAAUGCCACGCUCAACGUUUUCAGUCCAUUGCCAUCAAGAACCUUGGAAUCCAAAGAGACGAAGACAUAGCAUUUGCAUGUUGGACAGACGCAGCCGUUGGCAAUAGGCCUGAUAUGUCUUCAACUGGAGGCUACAUGGUUGCAAUGGUGCAUUCUGCCUUCCUCAAUGGGCAGAAAGGUGUGGCAAACCCUAUUUCAUGGAAGAGUGGAAAACUUGGCCGGGUGGCGAAGUCUUCGUUGUCGGCCGAAAUACAGGCCCUAGGUGAUGGCGAGCAGGAGCUCAUGUACAUCAGUGCUGAAUGGGCUGAGCUGACUGGCUAUGAGCUCAACCUUCGACAGCCUGAGUUGGCAACUUCAAAAAUCCCAGGCGCUGUGAUCAUCGAUGCGAAGUCCGUCUAUGACGCCUUCUACAAGGGCGAGGGAGCUUCAUCAGCUUUUUCUAUGAAAGAAAAAUAUGCAGCGCUGGAUUUAAUGGCCAUCACAGAGAACCUCAGAAAACAGAACACACCACUUCUCUGGGUAGCAUCGGAUGCUCAAUUGGCUGACGGCCUUACCAAAGCAGUCGCUGCGGAAGCCCUACUUCAUUUCCUUCAACGAGGCCAAUUGUGGGUGGUGAAGUAUGACCCGGAGUUCAUUGCAGCAAAGCGUAAGAAGGCCAAAGGGCUUUCUGAGAAGAUUUUAGAUGAUUUUGCUGAACCACCGUCUGACUUGACGUGGCAACAGCUCAUCCAACGACAUGAUUCUACCAACUACAGCGAAAACCUUUGGGGCAUGUCAGUUUUCAUGGUUCAGCCAUUUGAACAUUUCACUUCCGUUGGCAGAACAUGUCAUUCAUAUGUUUGUGACGUUCCUUUUACAUCUCAAAAGGGACCCCUUCAGCCUGUCUAA